ACAUACGUAUGACUCAUAUAUGUCCUUUUGUAAGUCCGCAGCAUUCGAAGCUGACGAAGACAUUUUGGGCCCUUAGAAAAUCCAUUUAAUCCUACCAAAAUGAUUAUCUACAGGGACAUACUUACAGGUGAUGAGCUUUUCUCCGACAAUUUCAAAGUGGAACUAGUGGGCCCAAAUAAGAAUAUAAUUAGGAUCAAAGUAAAGAGAGUGUCAGAAAGCACAUCAGUUGACAUUGACAUUGGAGCUAACCCAUCUGCAGAGGAACAGGCUGAAGCAUUGGAAGAGGGUGUCAUUAGCAACUUCAACGUUUGCACCAACCAUCAAUUACAGGAGGUGCCAGGAUAUACUUUAAAGGAAUACCAGGGUGUGUUCAAGAAGUAUGUAAAGAAAUUGGAAAAGAAGAAGCAAGAGGAAAUCGAAGAGCUGGAGAAUGAAGGAAACAAGGGAGGAAAAGCAGACAAAUUGAAAGAAGAGCUAGAAAACUUCAAAGCCACCAUUGGGGAUGAUGUCAAGCAGGUGUUUGCACAAGGACUCAAGAAGAAGGAAUUCCAGUUCUUCAGUGGUGAAUCAAUGGAUCCAGAGGCUAUGAUUGCACUUCUGUCAUAUGCAGACAACGACCCAGAUCCUUAUAUGUAUUACAUCAAAUUUGGUCUGUUGGAAGAGAAACAGUGAUGUACCUCCAUCUCGUGCCCAGAACGUUAUUCCAUUGAAACAUCCUUUUCACCAAGUUCCGUCACUUUCUUUGUCGUCACCAUCCGGAGGAAAAGCAAUCGGACAACCAAACACUCUCUCUGACGUACAUCUCAAUGAAAAACCAGUCAUCAAGAGACAUUGAAUCAUGGAGUUAUGGGAAAUAUUGAGAAUUGAACUUGUGGCCGAAAGGAAAGAGGACCUUGGGAGGGGAGGGGGGUAUUGAUCUCAAAUUAUUAUAUCUCAGAUAAAGCUUUAUGCUGGUCUACCACUUCAGUGUGAGGGAACCACUUGAUGACCUAUACCAGUGAUUAAGCAGAACCACUCAAGCCUUCAUAGGUAGAGCUGCUUUACUCUUACCUUGUGUUGCAAAAUUAUUGUAAAUCCGCAAAAUGUAAGUUACAGUGUAGAGUCUGAUCCUCAAAAAUGCCAAUUUUGGCUACUUAAAUAUAUGUGAAUAAAGUUUGGUAAACAUUUUAAGAUUCUGUAGAAAUUUUCUGGUGAUUCGUAAAUGGUAUAUUAUAUAUACCGUAUAUCAUUCCAUGAAUUGAUUCGAAUUGGACUAAAUUAUAUUUCCGCUAUUUAAAAAAAAAUCUCCAAAAGGUGCAAUUUAGUACAUGUACAUCCAGCUUUGAAGGUCCAUGUAGAAUCCCACCAUGUAGAAUCCUGGGCCCCGUCUUACAAAGAGUUACGAUUGAUCCAAUCAAUUUCAAGAAUAUGGGAAAUCCAUCAAUAUCAUAAUUUUUUCUGUACGAAAUUGUGCAAUGUCCUAUGAAAACAACGAGAAGCGUACAGAAUUGUCAGGAAAACUCUGAAUGUACGCAUGUUCAUCAUUUCUAGAAAAUAUUUUGAACAAGCAUGUAUUUUAGUUGUUGACAUUGCUGGCUUUCCAGAGUUGCGAUGAUUGGAUCUAUCGUAACUCUUUUCAAGACGGAGCCCCUGUUCUUCAUACAGGGUUACCAUGCAAUGUAGAUUGUUCCCAGAGGGUAUAGAACAUAUCUGGGCUCCGUAACACAAAGAUUAGCGAUCAAUCGCUAAAUGAACUGACCAAUCAAUAACGAUGUUACAUGCACAUUUGGUUUAAAAUACUGACCAGGGAACAAUCAGUGCGGUUCUUUCAUAUUUGUAAUCCCAUCGCAAACCUUAGUGUUACGGAACCCUGGUUGUGAUUUUAAUGAUUGGAAUUCUGAACCAAAUCGCAUGUAAUUUUACACACAAACUUCUUUUCUAACCGCACCCAUGGAAAGCCAGCAACAUCAACAUAUAAUAGGCAUGUCUGUUCAACAUAGACAUGCUGUAUAUCGGUACGUUCAUCCUUUUCUUGAAAAUUCAGUGUGCUUCCAUUGUUUACAAAGGACAUUGUGCAAACUUCCUGCGGAGUAAAUUCUGACAUGGAUGGAUUGCCAUACAGAUGAGGUUCAUCGUAUCAAACUUGAAUGUUAGUGAGACAAGGCCCUGGUACCUGAGCCACGAAACACAAACAGGGUGACACAGAUAAACAAUUGACUGAGCCAACUCCCAUGAUUUAUUGUAUCAUUUUGUGUAACCGGGCCCAGGGGUCCGUAUUAUUUAUGUAUGCUCCCUGUGUCCACAAACCAACUAAUUUGCACGUUUGAUGGACAAGCCUGUAUGAUCAUUUAGCUUUCGACAAUCUCUGCCUUUUCCCCGAAAUGUUUUAAGUUGGUAAUUAUAUGCUUGUGAUCUUGAUGAAAAGCAAUUAUUUAUGCAUUGUCUAAGUAGUGAUUGAAAUGUUAGCAGAACAAGAAAGGCGCACUGUGAUAAGCUCUAAGAAAAUGACAGCACAAUGAAAAGGGUAAGCCUUAAAAUCCAGUACAAUUUAUGCAAUUUCUUAAGAUAUAUGACCUUUCAAUAAAAUACAUUACAAGCAAAUGAA
Messenger RNA from Lytechinus variegatus (green sea urchin), 2584 nucleotides. RefSeq names its product translationally-controlled tumor protein homolog. Lineage: Eukaryota; Metazoa; Echinodermata; Echinoidea; Temnopleuroida; Toxopneustidae. Bases 100 to 672 code for a protein of 190 amino acids. Gene Ontology annotation, molecular function: calcium ion binding. The transcript is spliced from 5 exons. The record is from RefSeq and is a predicted model, not a curated record. Gene Ontology annotation, cellular component: cytoplasm.